Molecule: messenger RNA, 1206 nt
Organism: Exophiala bonariae
Lineage: Eukaryota; Fungi; Ascomycota; Eurotiomycetes; Chaetothyriales; Herpotrichiellaceae
Exons: 1
Coding region: 1-1206 (401 amino acids)
Cellular component (GO): mitochondrion
Molecular function (GO): metal ion binding; alcohol dehydrogenase (NAD+) activity
Source: RefSeq, a predicted model, not a curated record
AUGAGUCAACUUAUCACUCAAGAGUUCGUGGAGGGAGAGUCCGGACCAUUGAUCUCCUAUGGAAUACCAGCGGCUCAAGCAUGCCACUACCACAUUGAAGCAACUUUGAACGGUAACAAGAUCUAUCUUCUAUGUUCGAAAUCUUUAGCAACCAACACGAACGUGGUUGAUCAGUUUCAGCGAGCGUUGGGCGAUAGAAUAGUUGGACUCCGAAUAGGGAUGAAGCCUCACACCUUGUGGUCCGAGGUUGUGGACAUUAUCAACAACGCGAGGCCUCUGAACGUUGAUGUCAUCAUUACCAUUGGAGCAGGCAGUCUGACUGAUGCAGCCAAAGUUAUCGCGUGGGGCUUAGCAAAUGAUGUUCGAACGGAAGAAGAUCUCGGACUUCUGGCGCACACCAACUCAGAAAGGAGCAUUGAAUUGAAGCCACCCUCGGUGAGACAUAUUGCCGUGCCAACAACACUAUCUGGAGGCGAAUACACAUCCUUUGCAGGAGCUACAGAUGACAAAACCAAGAUUAAGACACUAUUCCGUCCACCAACACAGAAUCCAACCGUUGUCGUCCUCGAUCCUGAGAUUGCAGCAACAACACCGAGCCGGUUGUUUCUUGGCACCGGUAUAAGGGCCGUCGAUCACUGUGUAGAGACAAUCUGUUCACUUGAAUCAAACGAGAAUGCGGACAUAGCAGCUAUGGAAGGGCUGAAACUACUAAUCCCGUCACUCCUCGCCUAUAAAAGAGAGCCGAGGGAUGAUACGGCCAUUAUGCGGGCAUUACUGGGAGCCGCCGAGUCGAUCAAGACUUCGCAUUAUGGUGUACCAAAGGGUGCCAGUCACGCCAUAGGACAUCAGUUAGGCCCACUUGGAGUGCCUCACGGCGAAACUAGUUGCAUCAUGCUGCCCGCUGUGUGUAGAUUCAACGCAUUGAAGGGGGCAAACGUUGAGCAGCAAGAUCAACUCGCUGAAGCGUUGUUGCGGAUAGUUGAAGUUAGUGAACUCAUGAAGGAUAGGACCUCUGAUCUUGCAGCGAUACUUGACUCUUUUAUCGCAGUUCUGGGCCUCCCUCGGACACUAAGCGAAGUUGGAAUUGGAAAAGUCGUCUUCGAAACCCUGGCUGAGAAUACACUUACUGACAUGUGGGCCAAGACAAACCCAGUGCCACUGAUGGAGAAACAGGAUGUUUUGGAAAUAUUGGAAUUAGCUCUAUAG